AUGGAAUGGGGUAUUAAAGAAAAUCGUAUUGCUGUUAUUGCGUUAUUUAAGUGUAAUAAAACACCAUUAGAGAUUUUCAACUUAUUGAAACUGUUGAAAAUAACGAAAAAAUUUGUUUAUCGGACCAUAAAACGGUUCAACGAGUUCAACACUAUAGAUAACAAGCCAAGAAGUGGACGUACAUGUGAAAUAAGAACAAAUGCAACAGUCAAAGCUGUCACACAGAGGAUUCGCAGAAAUCCACUUCGCAAGCAAAAAAUCAUGGCUAGAGAAAUGAAAAUUCCACCAAGAACCAUGUCACGCAUAAUUAAAGAAGACCUUGGUCUUGGUGCUUAUCGAAGAAGCACCGGUCAGCGGUUGACAGACGCUUUACGUCAAAUUAGAAUGACAAGAGCGAAGAAGUUACUUAAGCGGUACGCAAAAAAUGGCCACAGACAGAUAAUGUUUACAGAUGAAAAAUUUUUUACUGUAGAAGAAAUAUUUAACCGUCAAAAUGAUAGAGUUUAUGCUCAUUUCUCUCGGGAAGCUGCUGAAAAAAUUCAAAGAGUAGAAUGA
Molecule: messenger RNA, 555 nt
Organism: Macrosiphum euphorbiae (potato aphid)
Lineage: Eukaryota; Metazoa; Arthropoda; Insecta; Hemiptera; Aphididae
Source: the annotation of a GenBank genome assembly